AUGGAGAAAAAGAUAGUGCGCAAAGGGCCGCUGCCUGGAGGUCGCCAGGGCGCGUCUGGAGCUGGCGCUGGACGCGACAGCAUGCGGGCCGCCAGCCGAGCGCGGGGUGUUGCAAGACCACCUAGCAGCCCCCCGCAUCCAUCAUCCCCACCAGAAGGCUUGGUGUCGGCUGGGUCUUCUCGGACUCAGCAAGCGGCACCCGCCGCUGGUGGAGCACGUCGCAUGCGUUGGUCUAAAUCAAUGAAUGAAAACGCACUGCGGGCGUAUUUUAGGGCAAAAGGGGAAGAAACUGGAUGUUUGGCGUAUCGGGCUCGGAUGCAUCGCUUUUUUGCAGAGCUGGAGCCAUCUCUAUCCGUCACUGAGCAAAACCUGGCAGACCGAGUUAGGAUCAUCCUGCGCUCCAACAUAUUUGGUGACGCCGAACUCGAGCGACUACGACGUGAGGCUAUUCCUUCAUCGAAUGGAAAUGCUACGGCUGGGAAUGCGGCGCCACUAGAUGCGCAACAAACUGCAUAUGUGGAUGCUGCCGUCAACAUUCCAUUUGUGGCUAAUUCAGACGAUGAUGGAAUAGUCUCCCACGAACUAGAGAAAAUGAGGAGCAUAUUGGAAGAGUCGAUGCUGGAAACGCGCAGCAUGCCUCUCGAAAAUCGACCGCGACUUCCCCGCAUACCCCUUAGCAAGCGAAAUCGGGCUGUCGUGCGGGCUCUUAACCCAAUGCUGGUGACCUAUUUGGAAGCCAGCCGGGACCUUUGCGAGACGGAUUCAAUUCUUUUUGGCGCCGCACUGGCAGUAUGCCGUAUUAUUGGCGCCAAACUUCCCGUGGCUGGACGUGCUACUCAAAAAAGUAGCGCCAUCCCAGCCUGGAGAAAAAGAAUUGAGGACCGUAUCGCAAAGGCAAGGGCCCUUAUCGGCAGACUGACAAGCUUCAGGUCGGGUAAUAAUAGACCGAGGAUUAUGCGCACCGUUAGGAUGGCGUUUGCUGGGACAAAUAUCAGUUUGUUCCAGCCGGAUAUCACGCAAAAACUAACGGAGCGCAUAGAUGACCUGAAGCAAAAAAUCGCUGCUUGGGGGAAGCGGAUUCGACGAUUUAGCGAGAGGUCAAGGCGGUUCAACCAGAAUCGUCUCUUCCAGAGUGAUCAGAAGAGGCUCUAUAAAUCAUUGGAGCGACCAGAGGUAUGUGGAGCGGGCCCAGGACCGGAUCAGGCUGACACUGUCGCAUUUUGGCGUGGCCUGUGGUCAGAGCCCGUAAACCACAGCGAGGGCCCUUGGAUGGAAGUUGUGGCGAGCCAGAGUGCAAGUGUUACGCCUAUGGACCCCGUCACCAUAACGCCUGAAGACGUGGCUGAGGCGGUCCGUAGGGCCCCGAACUGGAAAAGUCCGGGGCUCGACGGGCUGCAUCAUUACUGGCUGAAGGGCGAAAAUUUUUCUAAAAUUGAAAUUAUACAAAAAAGGCCCUUGCUAUGA
Parnassius apollo (apollo) is the source of this 1464-nucleotide messenger RNA. Lineage: Eukaryota; Metazoa; Arthropoda; Insecta; Lepidoptera; Papilionidae. The record is from the annotation of a GenBank genome assembly.